AUCAGAGACUCAGGUAAAUUUGUUUUAUAACGGCGUAAAAUUUAAACAGUAGAUUAUUUUAUUGUUCCGGUUCGGGUUAAAUAAACCAGUGAUAAAACAAAAUAAGUUUAUUGUAAUCUCUUACAAUAGUAAGUGAGAGUCUGAGACGCAUUUCUGACAGUCGGCUUACAUAAUAUUCCCUUUGCACUUGAGUUCAUCUAAGAUCGAGUAGAAAGUUACGAAUAUUUUUGUCGGAGAAUUUGUAAUUAAAAUUUUUUUUUUAAAAUUACUUUCGCCUUAGUCAUUAACUAUUCGUGAUUUAUCUCAGAUAAAAUAUGUUACGAAUGGUUGAAAAAUUAGUUGGAGCCUCUGCCUGAGUAUAAAAAUUAUUUCCCAUGUUGGUAUUUUUUCUGGACUUGACUAGAAAGUUUUUUAUUUUGUAAAUUUAAAUCAGGGAUGAGGAUUUAAAACUAAUAGCAAUCCGCAAAUGGGCUGGUAAUUUCUAACAACUUUUAUCACGAUUCCGUGGUCGAAACCGGUAGUCCCAAGUCGACCACAAAUUUCCUUAUUGGCAACUCAUAACGCGACCUGUGACAAUGAGGAUUUUCAUAUGGAUCGCAUUGCUGACCUCGAGUGUGAGAGGUCAAGUGAUAAACCGAGCGCCGCAUUUCAUCCAUGGAGGGGACAUGUCACGCCUGGCAGUUUCCGAAGGAACUCUUCCAGGAGCUGCUGUUUACACACUCCUAGGCGAAGAUCCAGAGGGUUCUAAAUUACAUUACUCGAUCAGUGGUGAAUAUUUUACAGUGAAUAGAGACAAUGGAGUAGUCACGCUGCGUAAAUCAUUGGACCGUGAGGCGCAGGAUCUUAUUGAAGUUAUAAUAAGUAUUACAGAUGAAGGCGUAGCUGGUUCGGAACCGAACACAGUGUCUCUAAGACGCGAAAUAGCUGUGCUAGAUGAAAAUGACAACCCGCCAAUGUAUCACGGGCGUCCUUACGCAACGCGAAUUCCCGAGAGUGCUAGCGUUGGAAGUCUAUUACUACCAGAGGGUACUGUCACGGUGACUGAUCGUGACGGGGGCGUAAACGCUGACGUUGAUGUCAAGUGCGUGCCAGCUUCCACUGACGAUGAUUCUUGCACUGUUUUCAACGUCACGACUGAGAAAAUAACUGAGGGAAAGUAUGACGUGAAGAUAAGUGUCUUGCGACCGUUGAAUUACGAGCGACGUAGCUCAUAUUUGAUUACGCUGUUGGCUACGGACGGUGCCAGUGAUCCUGGCAAGCGAUUGCAGGCCAAAGCGACUGUUGCAGUUGAUGUUCUGGACGUCCAGGAUCAGCCACCGAUUUUUCUAAACGCUCCUUAUAGCGCGGCGAUACCGGAAAACACUUCUCCCGGAUACACGGUAAUGACCAUAAGAGCUCGUGACGGAGAUACUGGUCAGUCACGCAGCGUCUUGCUCACUCUCGAGGGUGAUGAUCUUAAUCACUUUGAUUUAAAAACUUCUAAGGAAGGAGAUAUUACUGUGGGCACAUUAGUGACCACGGAAAUUCCGCUGGAUAGAGAGGAGUCGAGAAUUUUACAUGACGGCGGAAUUUAUACAUUUCGUGUACGAGCUACUGAGUUAAUUAACAAUGAAAUUCCUGCUGACUCAACGGCCUCGGUCGUGACGAUUGUCGUCAGAGAUGUUGAUGAUCUGUCGCCUAAAUUCAGCGAUGACUUUUAUAAUAUCAAAGUUCUGGAAGACAUUGGCGUGGAUACGCCGCUACCAGGACUCAACAUGGUAGUAAGUGACGAUGAUGUUGGAGACAACGCCAAGUUCCGUCUGGCUUUGCGAGAUGCUCCAGGGUACCCAGGAAUCAGCAGAGCUUUUUCAGUGACGCCGGAAUUCGCUCAGGGUCGUGUGCCGGUUGUAAUAAAAGUCCGAGAUCCUCAAGUUCUUGAUUACGACGUAGACGAUCCUAGGAAACGGGAAUUAGAGUUUGACGUAACCGCGUCAGUGGGCGAUCGUGUAGCGGCUUUCUCUCGAAUCCAUGUAAGUCUGCUGGAUGCUAAUGAUCAUGCGCCGGAAUUUACUCAAGCGGUUUACAAGCUCUCGGUCCGCGAAGAUUCAAAACCUGGCGCCAAGUUUGGUGAUAUCGUGGCGAUGGAUCUAGACAGCGGAGCUUAUGGAGAACUGACUUAUACUCUACGGGGAUUCGGAGCUGAUAAGUUUAGAACAGAUUCUACAGAAGGGGGAAUUUGGGUGGCGAAGCCGCUGGACUACGAGACCCAGAAGUCCUAUUCUUUGACGAUGGAAGCUCGUGAUGGGGGUGGAAGAGUUUCUACGGUGAAUGUUUUGAUCGAACUGGACGAUGUUAAUGACAACGCGCCAGUUUUUGAGCAGAAAGAAUACUCGCGAACUGUUCGCGAAGGUGCGACUAGUUUUGAACCCCAGAUGUUUGUUCGCGCCACUGACGUUGACGGGCCAGCGCAUGGAAACGGAAAAGUAACUUACUCGAUAAGUCAUCACAAUGGAAUGACCGAAGACGUUUUCAAAAUAAACUCCGAGACUGGAGAAGUGAUAAUGAACUUACCAGCAAAGUCUGGAGACACUGAACGAGGUCUCUACGAACUAGACAUCCGCGCUACUGAUCACGGAUACCCUCCGUUGUAUUCCGAAGCUAAAUUACUAGUGCGAGUUGGAGUUCCAGGUAACCAGCGACCGGUUUUCCGAGGGAACUUCAAAGGCGGACCGCCUGGUCCCAAUAGCUACCGAGCAAGACUUCUAGAAAAUGCUAGUCCAGGUACGGAAGUCAUUAGAGUGAUUGCCAACGACCCGGAUGGACGAGACCAGUUGAUCCAGUACUACAUUGCGUCGGGAGCUAAAGACAAUUUCGUAAUUGAUUCCAGUUCAGGAAUUAUCACCGUCUCACCUGACGCGCGCCUGGAUUUGGAUGCCGGGGGUGAUAAGUAUGAAGUUAUUGUCUAUGCCGUGGAUUCGGGAACUCCAGUGCGAGAAACUGCGACCACGACAGUCACUGUGACUAUUCUGGAUGUCAAUAACAAGCCUCCUAAAUUCAGCAACUCAACUUAUCUGGUCUACGUCUCCGAGCGCGCGGCUAUUGGAGAUUCCGUGCUGAAAGUUACCGCGACUGAUCCAGAUUCUGAUUCAAAAUUAAAGUAUUCAAUCGUAGAACCCAUUAAUGCCGUUGAUAAGACUGGAGUCGCGUUAAAAAGCACUUCUCCAUAUGAUUAUAAGAGUGCGUUCAGAAUAAACUCGACUAGCGGAAUGAUUUCCGUCAACCGUGUCCUAGAUUAUCAAGUUGCAGCUGUUAUUAUUCUGACCAUUCAAGUGGAAGAUGUUAAUGCCAUAGUAGAUAAAGAUAAACAGAUAGAUAAGACUGAAGUUACUAUUUAUAUCCAAGCGUUCAGCGACGACAACCCGAUUUUUUUGAAUUCCGGUUGGUCUGCUAAUAAUCCAGUGAUCCGCGUCACUGUUCCCGAAGAGCAGCCACUGGGCACUACGUUACUGAUGCUCUCCGCCAAGGAACUCAGUGGCCACCCGGUUCAGAGGUUUGAGUUGGUCAGAGAAGACGCAGAUGACAGUUAUGUAAAUGUCGGUGUGCAGAGCGGAAACAUUGUGCUGAGCAAGCGGCUGGAUUACGAGUCUCUGGGUCAGAAGUUUAUAAAAUUCAAAGUUCGCGCCCUGGCUCUCGAUUACGACAUCACUAGAAGAAUGUCUGAGACGACUGUCAUCGUAGAAGUCCAGGAUACUAAUGACAAUAGUCCAGUAUUCACUCAGAAAGAUUACAAGGUAUCGGUUCUUGAAGAUUCCAAGCCGGGAAAAAUAAUUUUGAACAUCAAAGCUAUCGACAUGGACAGUUCUAAUACCGAGCAAGAAAUAAGAAGGGGUUUCGGAGAAGUGAGAUACGCUCUUACUGGAGAGAACGCAAACUUGUUCGAAAUAGAUCCGAUGGGCGGAAAUAUUCAGAUCGCAGAGAACACGGCUCUGGAUCGCGAGCGACAGUCGGUCUUGAGGUUCUACGUCAUCGCUUCCGAUAUGCCUCAAGGUGGCGCUGAGCAGAAAACUACACGAGUCCUUGUCACUGUUGAUGUCCUGGAUGUCAAUGACAAUGCCCCGAGUUUCCUGCAGUCUUCUUACACAGCAGUGAUUCCCGAAAACGCUCCCAUGAAUGUCAGUAUUGUCAACAUCACCGCCACUGAUCCGGAUGAGGGUAAAGGCGGCGAGAUCCAUUUUGAAAUAAUCGACGAAGGCGAAGCCAAUGGGCUGUUCAAGAUAAAUCACAAGACGGGAGAAAUAUCUUCGGCGAAAAAGCUCACUGGCAAAGGAAGAACUGAGCCCUAUAUGAUGCGAGUCAGAGCCCAGGAUUCUGGUAAUCCUGUUUUGCAUUCCGACGUUUCGCUGACUUUGUACAUCGGCGACGUUGUCAGUAAUGACGGCGUUCCUCUGUUCAUACGCCCAACGUUAGAUGAGAUCGCUUAUAUAUCAGAAAAUUCAACAAUCGGUAGCCCAGUUUUCCAAGUAGUCGCUUCAGAUCCCGACGAUCCCAAUUUGCCCAACGGAAAAAUCACCUUCAAGUUUCUGGAGGACGGAAAUUUCGGAAAUGACGCCAGCGCUUUUCGCAUCAACGGAGACACGGGAUUGAUAACCACCAGAAAAUUGUUGGACAGAGAGGUCAAGGACAGUUAUACUCUGAUUUUGAUUGCUCAGGAUCUAGGAGAUCCGCCUCAACAAGCGUCAAGAGUAUUGCAAGUAAUCGUCAACGACAUCGACGACCACAAGCCGCAUUUCAAAAGAAGUCUGGACAGUCCGCCCAUAGAACUGAGUAUUCAGGAAGAAGUUCCCGAAGGAACCGUCGUCGGAAUGAUCGAAGCAAUCGACGAAGACGUUGGGGAAAACGGAAUGAUCGACUACGUAAUCAUUUACGGCAACGAAGGCGGGCUUUUUACAAUCGAACGUCUAGAUAACAAUUCCGCGGUGAUAAAAACCGGCGGCCGCAUAGAUCGCGAAACCUCUGCGCGGCAUUUGAUUACAGUAAAGUGCUAUAAAUAUCCCGUUCAAAAGUCUGAUGUGAUUCCUAAGCCUUACAAUCGCCAAGAUCCUUCUGAAAGACAGGUGAUGAUCAAAGUACUGGACGUUGACGACAAUAAGCCGCGAUUUAUGAAAGAUAAUAUAACUAUAGGUGUAAGAUUAAAUGUGCCAAUAGACACGAGUCUCAUUACCCUUGAGGCCUAUGACGAAGAUUCAGAAGCACUCCCCAUUAAUUACGCAAUGGGUCAAGUAUCUUUUACGUCACUUGCCGAGCCUUCGAUGGCCAAGAAAAAAAUCCCGUCUUACUUGGCACUGAAUCCCGCGACCGGGGAGCUAAGGACGACUGGAUCUCUAGCCGGAUUCUCUGAUGGGUUCAUGGAAAUACCGAUUACCGCAAACAAUUCUAAAAUACCCGGCAGAGAUACUAAAGUAACUCUUAGAAUAUUUUUGUUACGAGACCGCGAUAUGUUGAAAUUCGUGUUCUCUAAGCCGCCUGCUGAGGUAAGAAAGACUCUAGAAGACUUCGAGAAAGCCGUACAACAAGCGUUGUCUCUCCCCAUCACCGUUAACGUCUACGACACCCAGUUCUAUUCGAAAGACGACAACAGCCUUGACUUUUCAUCGACGAGUUCCUGCUUCCAGAUGGUAGGUCGCGAGGCCUACGAUCUAGAAGAGAUGAAGGCGCUCCUUCGUGAUCCGAAAAAUGAUGAACUUAAAAAAGUAUACGAGAAGUUCCACGUCGAGAGAGUUCAGCAUUGCGCAGCCACUGUUGCCAGAGCGGACGCUUCUAUGACUCAGAUGUGGGUGCUGGCUAUCGCGGCUCUCGUUGGUCUUGCAGCAAUUAUUUCCAGCUGCACGCUUUGCUGUAUGCAUUCCAAGUACAAAAGACGAGUCAAGCAUGCGCGCAUCCGAGAACAGACCCGUCCGCCAUUGAGUUACGUGUCCUCAGGACCCGGGAUGGUCAAUGCUCACUCUCACACGACUUUGGGAACUCUGGGUCCCGGGACCAUGGUCACGCUGGGUCCCCAUGAGGGUCCGUAUGAGUGGGGUGCGGACACGACUCUCUACCAUCCCAGUACUCUGUCCAGAUCAUAGAUUUCUGUAUAAAUUUAUCUAUAAGUGGUGCUAAUAAUUUUUAUUAUUUUAAUUGAAGAUAAGUUCCAAUUAAGAACAUUCUCAGACAGCGCCCCCACUUUUUAAAAAUAUUCAAUGACCGCUGAGAUAAAUUUUUAAAAAAUUAAUGACAGUUGACAUCAAUUAGGAGUUAAAUGAAAUUUGGUAAUAAAUUUGACAUCCAAAAUUAUAAUGAAGAUUUUACUGAAACUUAUUUCCAAAUUUCAUUUGACUUCUAAUUGAUGUCAACUGUAAGUAAUUUUUAAAAAUCUGUCUCGGCUUUACUUCACUUUUUUUUAAAAUUAAUUAUCAAAAUUUGAAUACGGUCACUAUAAUUGAGUCAUUGAAUAUUUUAAAAAGUGGGGGAGGGGGGCACUGUCUGAGAACGGCCUUAAGAAUUAAAAAAUUUGUACAUUCAAACGUUAAGUUACGUUUUGUAAUAUAUAUUAUAAUAUAAAACUAGUAUUUAAUUUAAAAAUAGAUAUAUGACGUUAUACACAUACAUAGAUAUAUAUAAAAGAAUGUAUAUUUUACAAUAUUUAUAUAAAGAUAAAAAAUUAUAAUGA
Messenger RNA from Microplitis demolitor, 6688 nucleotides. RefSeq names its product cadherin-23 (gene Cad74A). The transcript is spliced from 5 exons. Gene Ontology annotation, cellular component: cell-cell junction; plasma membrane. NCBI's taxonomy places the organism in Eukaryota, Metazoa, Arthropoda, Insecta, Hymenoptera, Braconidae. Gene Ontology annotation, biological process: homophilic cell-cell adhesion. Gene Ontology annotation, molecular function: calcium ion binding. Bases 576 to 6104 code for a protein of 1842 amino acids. The record is from RefSeq and is a predicted model, not a curated record.